Fusarium mangiferae is the source of this 1656-nucleotide messenger RNA. RefSeq lists its product as uncharacterized. The transcript has a single exon. The record is from RefSeq and is a predicted model, not a curated record. The coding region runs from base 1 to 1656 and encodes 551 amino acids. NCBI's taxonomy places the organism in Eukaryota, Fungi, Ascomycota, Sordariomycetes, Hypocreales, Nectriaceae.
AUGGGUGAAGCACUAUAUACUUUGCUAUGUGUCCGGGUAGGGGUCAGCAGCAGUUUAACCACCGUAGCCAAAAUCAGGGAAAGUAGGUGUGCUCUCAUCACAGGCGAAGCGAACAAAGUACUUGUUAUCGCUACCAUCACCGUUGACAAUGACCUUUCCAUCAGGAGCCUGCACCUCAGCGAUGAAGUUGAGAUCACCCUGAGCAUUAGCCCACAGGAGUCGGAAGGGAGUGUAAGUGCCAGCAGUGAGGUGAAUGGUGAAAGUCUUGGAGGUGCCACCGGGGUAGUCCUGCUCGAGAUCGGCGUUGGCGCGAGUCCAGCCUUGGAUGGCCUUUUCGCCGAACCAGAUGAGGGUGAUCUCAUCAGAGUUGGGGAUGGUGACGGUGUAGUCGCCGGUCUCGGGGGCAUAGAGGAACGCGCGGUGGUUGACGGCCUUGUACUGCCACAGCUGCGAAGGGCUGCCAUCGUAGAUAGCGAAGGAGGUAUCAGAGGCUGUGCCGGGAGGGAUACCGAUGCGAGUGGUCUCGCCCUGGUAGGUGGGGGUGGCGGUAUAGAAGAAGGUGGGGUCGAAGGAGGAGAAGUGAGGAGGAUCAGAGUUGUAGAAUGUGUGCUUGUAGAUGGCAUACUCCAGGCCGGCGUUGUCGCAAGACUGGUCGGCAGUAGGCUCAGCAGAGGUACUGGUGGUGGCGUCGGCAGUGGUAGUUGUGCCCUCACCAGUGGUAGUUGUGCCCUCAGCAGUUGUGGUGGUGUCAGCAGCAGUGGUAGUACCCUCAGCGGUUGUUGUCUCGGCAGUGGUGGUAUCCUCGGCGGUGGUUGUACCUUCAGCAGUUGUGGUGGUUUCAGCAGCAGUGGUAGUGCCCUCAGUAGUUGUACCUUCAGCAGUUGUGGUGGUUUCAGCAGCAGUGGUAGUGCCCUCAGCGGUUGUGGUGGUGUCAGCAGCAGUGGUAGUACCCUCAGUAGUAGUACCCUCGGCGGUGGUAGUACCCUCUGCAGUUGUCGUAGUAUCGGCAGCGGUGGUAGUACCCUCAGCAGUGGUUGUGGUGUCGGCGGCAGUAGUAGUACCCUCAGCGGUAGUGGUAUCAGCAGUAGUCUCGGCAGUGGUGGUGUCAGCAGCAGUGGUGGUGGUGCCCUCAGCAGCGGUGGUAGUUGUACCCUCAGCGGUUGUUGUUUCGGCAGUGGUGGUACCCUCAGCGGUAGUGGUAUCAGCAGUAGUCUCGGCAGUGGUGGUCUCAGCAGCAGUGGUGGUAGUGCCCUCAGCAGUUGUCGUGGUAUCGGCAGCGGUGGUGGUGGUGUCAGCAGCGCUCGUAUCAGCGGUAGUAGUGCCGGCAGCACUUGUCUCGGCAGUAGUGGUACCAGUGGCGCUUGUCUCACCAGCACUUGUCUCAGUAGCACUAGUCUCCGAGACAAUCACUGUAGCCAGGGUAGUAGAACUCUCCGAGACAACGGGGACGGAGGAGUCCGUGCUGGUAGAAACAGCAGCAGUCUCGGUAGCCGUGGAGGAAGCGAUCUCGGUGGAGGAAGAAACUACAGCAGCAGUGGUUGUUGUGCGAGGCCUGCAGGGGCCAGCGGCAGCGAAGCUGGCAAACGCCAGGCCCGCAAAGGUAAGGACCGACUUCAUGUUGGUAAAGAACGUGAUGGUUUUACAAGUAAAGAGUGA